Symbiodinium natans is the source of this 567-nucleotide messenger RNA. The record is from the annotation of a GenBank genome assembly. Lineage: Eukaryota; Dinophyceae; Suessiales; Symbiodiniaceae.
AUGUGGCCUGCAGGUAGUCCAAUCUCAGGGGCACUCGGACCCACGAAAGACUCCGGCGCACCCCACCUGCCUGCAGCGUGUGCUUCUCCAGACCAGUGUGCCGAGGCCGGCACUGACCAUCGCGGAUCACGCAGAGCACGCAAAGCACUGAAGAUCCCAGUUGCUAGCUGGUGCGCCUGCAACGCUGAAGCAGGCCUUCUGGAACAAAGCCCAGAGCGUGGAGCCUCUGAGGCGACAGCUUGCAAGGCCCGCACAGCUCGCAAGGCCCGGCACAAGGUGCAGGAAAUGCAGGAAAUGCAGGAACGCGGGGUGUGUGGUGGGGCUGAGCUUGGCCGGGCACCUGCAGCCAGAAAGGCAGCAUGCUUGGAGUUGACGGUUGAUGAUCAGAUGACUGGCGCGGAUGAGGAGCUGUGGCGGCAAGUCAUCAAUGCCUGGAAGGCACCGCGCGCGCGGCAGCAGGAAGAGCUGCUGAUCAAGACCACCUGCAUCGGCGUUCACAGACAGAGGCGCUGGGAUGUUGCCGACCCAAAAGCUCACCUCGAGUUUAUGCCUCGGGCUCAGCUCUAA